UUUCUACCCACCGCAAUCGCUCACCUCAAUCUCCAACUCUUCAAGAUGAAGACCGCCGCUCUUUUGUCUCUCCUCGCCGCUGCUGGCAUGAUUGCCGCCGCUCCUCUGGGCAGCAUCCCCGCGACCCCUGGCGCCCUUACCGAUGGCGUCAAGACCCCCGAAACCCAAAGCAGCCUUCCGGACACCCACAGCAGCCUUCCCGACACCCACAGCAGCCUUCCCGACACCCACAGCAGCGUCGACGGGGCACAAAUCGUCAACCCUCCUGCUGCCAAGGUCCCUGCCGCCAAUGUCCCGGCGGCCAAGGUCCCCGAGGUUGGUCAUGGCGCAAGCCGCCGUGGCGCGCCAGUCAACAUCGGCGGCGUGUCCGGCGACAACAACAUGAUCGCCUACCCUCCCGCCCAGAAGCAUGCUCCCGCCCCAGCCCCGGCUCCGGCUCCUGCUCCUGCUCCUGCUCCUGCUCCUGCUCCUGCUCCUGCUCCUGCCCCUGCCCCUGCCCCUGCCCCUGCUCCUGCUCCUGCUCCGGCACCGGCACCGGCACCGGCUCCGGCUCCGGCUCCCGCCCCUGCCGCUCCCGCCCCGCCCCGCCAGCGAGCUCGACCUCCACCACGACGCUGCGCAGGAGAAGGACCACAGCAGCAACUUCAACGUCUACGAGAACCACAACUCCGGCGUCAACGAGCACGAGCACCACGUCGACGACUACGAUUACUCCUCCUACGACAACACCAGCAAGGGGGCCUCCGGGUCGACGCAGGACCACGCCGCCGGACAGGUCAACAACAACUUCCACGUCGAGAACAACUAAGCUUGCCCCAACGGUGUGGAACUGGAAACUCUUGAUGUGGUAGAUUAUCUUGUUCUUGACAGUACUAUAGUUGUAUUACUUAGUGUUUAAUCACCUUUCCUUCGUUUUGACUGCGGAGGAAUGGGAAAGGGUGGAGAAUUUUGUUGGGGAUACUUUUU
Aspergillus aculeatus ATCC 16872 is the source of this 966-nucleotide messenger RNA. RefSeq lists its product as uncharacterized. The annotation marks the transcript as partial. The transcript has 2 exons. The record is from RefSeq and is a predicted model, not a curated record. NCBI's taxonomy places the organism in Eukaryota, Fungi, Ascomycota, Eurotiomycetes, Eurotiales, Aspergillaceae.